AUGUACGUUCCGGUCGGGAAGCGACCAUACAUCUAUCGCUUCACGAUCCAAGUUGACAACUGUGUGUCUGAAAACAAGAACCACAUAGUGAUCGGCUACCUCGGGUCCCUCGUCGCCCAGGGCAUCAUUGGCGAGGUGGAGGUGCAGUUCAUGCCUGUGGGGCAUACCCACAUCAAGAUCGACCAAGUUUUCUCCAGGUAGGUGUGUGUGUGGAUUGAUCUCUUUGUCUGCAUGCUGACCUAUUUAUUUCUUGCGGAUUAUGGGGGCUUGGCUUCGAUUGCAUCGAACCGCAUGCACUUGCUUUCGGUUUUUCACACGCCGGGUCCGUGGACCUUGUGGGGACGUCGCUACUUGUAGGUACAACAAAGGUUCCUGGCACCGCAAUCGUCGUCGGUAAUUAUAUUGGGCUGAACUAUUCCGGCCUUUCCCAUUCACCGUUGUCUCCAACUAGAUGUGUUUUCCACCCGACUCAUGUGUAUUGUCGUCCUCAGCCUAUUUUGGGUAUAUCUAGUAGAUAGUGUGCCUUUUUUGGGUUCAUGAUGUGUUGUACUGUCUGGCAUUGCCUUCCCGCUCUUGUCCGGUGUUCUGCUGGUUACCCGCUCCGUCCACGACGUCAUGGCCAGUAUGAUGGCGACAUUUCCAUAUGGUGUUGGCUUCUUUACCUUGUGUU
This is a messenger RNA of Ectocarpus sp. CCAP 1310/34, 670 nucleotides long. The record is from the annotation of a GenBank genome assembly. Lineage: Eukaryota; Phaeophyceae; Ectocarpales; Ectocarpaceae.